UUGUUUUCUCUAGAUUCUUACCAGAAACAUAUAAAUCAGAUAUUAGAACUGCUGUUUCUGGGGUGGCAGAAGAGUACAGUAGAAGAAGAGAAAAGAAUCGGCGAAAAUGGUGGCUCGAAAAUUCAUCGUUGAACACGGCGGCUCCGCCUUCGACCUCGAAUAUGACACAGAUGAUGGCUUUGAAGUGUUGCAGUACCAGCUCUUCUCUCUGACCUCCAUUCCUCCUGAUCAACAAAAGAUAUUGGGAGGUGACGAAAAUCGCAUGUUACUGGAUGAUUCUGAUCUCAACUUGAUUUCUGAAAAGUUACGGGUGGUGUUAAUUGAUGAGGAUGAAAAAGCCAAAGAAAUGGAAACAACUACAGCUGAUCUCAUGACAUCCGAUGAAGAAUUAGCUCGAAUACUGCAGGCAGAAGAAGAAGCAUUGAUGAUGCAACAGUUUGUAACAAGUGAAAAUAGAGAGCAAGUUGAGCAGAGGAUUCGACCUUAUGUUGAUCAAGUCUUAAUGUACGAAGAUCCACAUCGACAGGAGGCAGCUCGAAAGACAGUACCGGUGGAAAAGCUUGAGGAAAAAGCAAUGGUGGCAUUGGCUAGGGAGGGAAAUCUCAAACCAGCGAAAGAUGAACUUGAUCAUGCAUUCCUGUUGCAAUUGCUUCUCUGGUUUAAGCAGUCAUUCAGGUGGGUGAAUGCACCUCCUUGUGAUAGUUGCAAUAAUGACACAAUCAAUCAGGGCAUGGGAGUUGCAAAUCAUUCAGAAUCACUUUAUGGGGCAUCUCGCGUUGAACUUUACUGCUGCAAGUCAUGCUCAAAUGUAACCCGCUUCCCUAGAUACAAUGACCCACUGAAGCUUCUGGAAACAAGAAAGGGCCGCUGUGGGGAGUGGGCUAAUUGCUUCACACUAUACUGUCGAGCUUUUGGCUAUGAAUCUCGGUUGAUCUUGGACUUCACGGAUCAUGUUUGGACAGAGUGCUUCUCACCAUAUCUGGGAAGAUGGAUGCAUCUUGAUCCUUGUGAAGGAAUACAUGAUAAUCCCCUCCUGUAUGAGAAAGGCUGGAAAAAAAAUUUGGACUAUGUAAUUGCUGUAUCUAGAGAUGGAGUUUGUGAUGUCACUAAACGUUACACAAGAAAGUGGCAUGAGGUUUUGUCUAGACGAGUCAUAACUACUGAGCCUGCCUUGGCGAGUAUACUUUCUGAUAUCACAAGAGAAUGUCGUAAAAACUUCGUCUCUGAGAUGCUCUUAAAGCUUGAUGAACGAGACAAGAGUGAGGUGGAAGAGCUUGAGAGGAACUUGUUUUCUAGAGAUGAUGCUGCAAUCUCACUUCCUGGAAGACAAAGUGGGAAUAAAGAAUGGCGCAUAUCAAGAUCAGAAUUUGGUUCUGACAACCAUUGUUCUAUAAGUUCUUCAUCUUGUCCAGUUCGCAGAUGUGUAGAUGAGCAUGUAACAAAAAUAUAUGAUGCAUUUUUUCCUGUCAUUAAUCAAUUUGUUGAGCAAACAUAUGAUAAAUAUAGAGCAACAGAAGUUCUUGAGAACUUCAAGAGGAUUUUGAUCAGUCUAAGGAAUUCUCCUUUCAAAACUAGGAGAACUACCAUAAAUGCUGUGUCAACUGAUUUGUUGUCCAGUAAGAUGCUUCCCGCUUUUGGACAACUGUUUGAUGCCCUCUCGUUAAAGACUGAGAUUGGCGUUGAUGGGACAACUGAUAUAUGCCUAGCUUCAGACCCUGUAAAAACGUCCUUGGCACUCCCUGUUGUCUUUCAUGCGCUUGAUGACUUGAUCCAUAAUCUGAACAAGUGUGAGAAGUUGAACAAAGAAACUCCAUCUUGGCCACUUCUGAAGUUAAAUAGAAUAUGUUGUGGUUUUGUGCUUGGAAGCGGCGAGGAGCUUCCUUUUGGAAUAGUCACGUCUGCUUUCGAUGGAACUCGGAUGUCAAAGUGGGAAGAACCAAAUGGUGCUACAGGAUGUUGGAUCAUUUAUAAGGUGUCUGAUAACCGGAUGUAUGAGCUAGUUUCUUAUGAAUUAAUGUCAGCCAAUGAUGCUCCAGAGAGAGAUCCAAUAGACUGGAUCAUUGAAGGAAGUGAAGAUGGAGGCUCCAGUUGGCGUAUUUUGGAUAAGCAAACUUCUCAGAAAUUUGACAAACGCUUCCAGCGAAAAACAUUUGCAGUCAAGUCUCCAUCAUUUUUGGCCAAUGCGUUCAGGUAGCAUCGACCUUUAUGCCAAGACAGAUGGUCUCCAAGUAUGAACUACAGCUUAUUGCUUUUCCAUCAGAAACCAAAGAAUUCCAAGGAACCAAAUUUCCUGCUUGGCAUGCUUGUUUCGUUGGUGUCUGUAUUGCAGCCUUAAACACAAUUUUAUUUCCAGUAGUUCUCUGCUCGAGGAAACAAUUUAUUCCCUACGGGGUGCAUUUCCAUGAGGUGGAGGAUGCUGGUGGUUUUAGUUUAACCACCAACUCGUUCAGGAACUUGUUUGUGGCUGACUCGGAUAUCGAUGUCCACCUCAUUCUCACUGCUAUUGCUUGUUUGUAUUCUCUACCUGUACAAGGGAAGAGUAGAAAGAUUUAAAACAGUGUUGUGAUGUUGCCAAUAGAUUCUGCAGUUUGCAGUUGUGGACUUGUAUGUAGAUUGCUGCACUUUGAACCUUCUGAGUGAUAUAUAAUUUACAAGAUCUUUGAUCAUUUG
Messenger RNA from Sesamum indicum (sesame), 2670 nucleotides. Lineage: Eukaryota; Viridiplantae; Streptophyta; Magnoliopsida; Lamiales; Pedaliaceae. The record is from RefSeq and is a predicted model, not a curated record.